GAAAUAAAAGCCUUAGCCCUUUAGACACUUAUCUCUGCUUUUUACAAGAAGAGAAGAAAAAAGUUGGAAUCCACAAACAAGGAAAAAGAAGAGAAAAAGUAGUGUUGAGAUGGGUAGAGUCCCUUGUUGUGAUAAAGUAGGAGUGAAGAAAGGGCCAUGGACUCCUGAAGAAGAUAUAAUGUUGGUCUCUUAUGUACAACAACAUGGUCCAGGGAAUUGGAGAUCUCUUCUCACUAAAACAGGUUUGCGCAGGUGUAGCAAGAGCUGCAGGCUAAGAUGGACAAAUUACCUUAGGCCAGGGAUAAAGAGGGGUAACUUCACAGAUCAAGAAGAGAAAAUGAUUAUCCAGCUUCAAGCUCUUUUAGGCAACAAAUGGGCUGCAAUAGCUUCGUAUCUACCAGAAAGAACAGAUAACGACAUAAAGAACUACUGGAAUACUCAUCUAAAGAAAAAGCUGAAAAGGCUUCAAUUAGAUCAAUUGCCUGGAUCGGAUGAUGGGCUUACUCAUUUUUCAUCUUCAAAUCCAUCAACUUCUAGGGGCCAAUGGGAAAGAACACUUCAAGCUGAUAUUAACAUGGCCAAAAAGGCUUUACAUAAUGCUUUAUCACUUGAAAACUUAACAAGCCCACACAAUAAUAUUAAACAAGAAAAUCCACAAGUUUCUUCUACUACUUAUGCAUCAAGUACUGAGAAUAUAGCCAGAUUGCUACAAGGAUGGAUGAGAUCAACUUCUUCCACAAACAAUUCUGAAAGUUCAAAAACUUCAUCUAACAACAUUGCAACAACUGAUUCAUCUUCAUGUGAUGAUGGGACUCCAAAUGCUGAAAGCAAAGGUGGAAUGGGUUUGAUGGAAGCGUUGGAGUCACUAUUUGGUUUGGAGUCAUUUGAAUCAUCAAGUUCAGAUGAGUUGUCUCAAACAGCAUCUCCUAAGGCUGAGGCUAUUAAAGUUGAAAUCAAGAAGGAAGAAAAUGAACGUGUGAAAGUGCAAAUGCCACUGUCUGUCAUCUUAGAGAAUUGGUUGCUAGAUGAAAAUACCCUCAAUAUUCAACCCAAAAAUGACUUGAUCUCCUUUGAUGAAACUCCUCACCUUUUCUAGAAGUUUUUUUUUUUUGGUUGAUUCUUUUGAGGGAUUAAUUUUCGAAAAAUUAAUUGUUUUAUUUGAUGUUGCGAUUUUUGAAAAUAAUUUCUCUAUCUUUUCGAGGUAGUAGUAAGAUUUGCGAUACUUUACCCUC
This is a messenger RNA of Solanum dulcamara, 1232 nucleotides long. RefSeq names its product myb-related protein 306-like. Bases 110 to 1096 code for a protein of 328 amino acids. Lineage: Eukaryota; Viridiplantae; Streptophyta; Magnoliopsida; Solanales; Solanaceae. The record is from RefSeq and is a predicted model, not a curated record. The transcript is spliced from 4 exons. Gene Ontology annotation, biological process: response to auxin.